CAAAUUUGCCGUUCAAAAAAAUAAAGAAAAUAAAAAUAAAACAAUGAAUUUUCCUCAAGGUGAACCACCACCGCCACAUGACCACCACUUGCCAUGGCAAUUCCCCACCAUCUGAACCCCUACCACCGCAUCCCCUCACCAUCUUCUUCUCCGGUGAAGCACCACCCACUACCAUCUGAACCGCUAUCACCGCCCCACCACACCUUCUCACAACUCCGAUUUGAGCCAUCCGAGAUCUGGUCGGGAGAAGAUAGUGUUACUCGAGAAAAAGGUUACUCUCUUAGGGUAUUACCGACCAAACCUAAUAUCCAUCUCUUUAGCCACUACACACUUCAACAACUCCCUUAACGGCAUCUAUAAUCGAGUUGCAGGUUUUGUUUGGGUGGAACAAAUUAUUAUUGAUCAUAUAUAUAAAGAACGUACGCUCCGACCGACCAGUUGAUCAUAUUGUUUCUUAACCUGUGAAAGAACAUGUGGAUUUUUGGAAGAAAUGGUGCAUCUGGAUUUUCAGCAACUUCAACAGCUGAGGAACUUACUGAAGGAAUACAUGCAUCUGGUCUUACCGCCAUUGUUACCGGAGCUACAAGUGGUAUCGGGUCUGAGACAGCACGAGUGCUUGCAUUGCGUGGAGUACAUGUUAUCAUGGCAGUAAGAAACACAGAAAAAGCGACACAAGUUAAAGAAACUAUACUUGAAGACAUACCAAAUGCUAAAGUCGAUAUAAUGGAGUUAGAUCUAAGUUCUAUGGCAUCCGUACGGGACUUUGCAGCCAAAUACCAGUCAUCAGGUCUUCCCCUACAUGUUCUAAUUAACAAUGCAGGUGUUUUGUCUCCACAAUUCAAGCUUUCGAACGAGAAGAUCGAACUGCAUUUUGCGACUAAUCAUUUAGGUCAUUUUCUUUUGACGAAUCUGUUGUUAGAGACAAUGAAGACAACUUCAUAUGAACAAAACACAGAAGGACGAAUAAUUAACGUAUCAUCUGAAGGACAUCGUUUUGCAUACACUGGACCUUUAUCUGAUUAUAUGAACAAUGAAUCAAGUUAUAGUUCCAUAUAUGCUUAUGGACUAUCAAAACUGGCUAAUAUACUUCAUGCUAACGAGCUAGCAAGACUUUUGAAGGAGGAGGGGGUUAACAUCACUGCAAAUUCAUUACAUCCUGGAUUCAUCAACACCGAGCUUUUUCGUGGCCACAAUAUAUUCUCCAUUAUUUGCAACCGGAUUUUGAGGUACUUUAUAAAAGAUCUUUCACAGGGUGCCGCAACAACAUGCUAUCUAGCUUUAAACCCACAGGUGAAAGGCGUCACAGGUGAGUUUUUUGUUGAUAGUAACUUGGCAAAACCGUCAUCGAGAGCAAAAGAUCAAGAGUUAGCCAAGGAGUUGUGGGAGUUUAGUAUGGGCUUGACUAGCUCAAAGUGAGUAAAGACUUAGUAUGUUGAUGUAUAUGGUGAAAUAAUAUAUCCUUGUACUUGUAUAAUAUAUUUUGGGUGUUACAACUUUUUUUAAAAAAUGAUUACUAAACUGUCA
Helianthus annuus (common sunflower) is the source of this 1524-nucleotide messenger RNA. RefSeq names its product short-chain dehydrogenase TIC 32, chloroplastic. The record is from RefSeq and is a predicted model, not a curated record. The transcript has 9 exons. Bases 472 to 1416 code for a protein of 314 amino acids. NCBI's taxonomy places the organism in Eukaryota, Viridiplantae, Streptophyta, Magnoliopsida, Asterales, Asteraceae.